UUCCCUCUCCCUCUGCUUCUGUGUGGCCUGAAGAGUGAAAGAUUCAGACCAACAACGGAGGGGAGACGCCAAUAAUGCCGGCCAUAAAUCUUUCACACUUCACAUUUCCUCCACCGUCACUCUCUUCAUCUCCCAAGUCGAUUGCUACUUGCCUGCUUUCUCUCAACUCCCCUUGCAGGAACCUUUCUUCCAGCCUCCAGCUUCGUAGUUCCUCUCCGGUUCUUUUCAGUUUUUCAAGUCGGUGCUCGGCAAGCACUCGCAGAGAGCGGCAUUGGCACAAACCGGAAGUGGUUUCGAAAUAUCAUGAUCGCCAAGAACUUUGUCAUCGUAACUACAGUAGCUGUGACUUAUCUGCAAAAUCAGCAACUGUUAUAGAUAAUUGUUCUUCAUCUGGGAAAUCACUAGCAAAGUAUAACUCAGCAAGGGAAAUUCAUGAGAAUACAGAUAACCUAAUGUCUAGCAGUACAAUCAGUAGUUCAUUUCUGAAAUUUGUGCUCCUGUCUGGGUUCUUCAUAUUUCAAGACUCUCAGCAGGCAUUAGCCGGUUCAGAUAUUGCUACUGGGUUGCAGUCAGUCCCUCUUCUUGGAGACCUUGGUGAUAUUAGCACAGGUUUUGCUUCAGCAUUUUUACUUAUCUUUUUCUCAGAACUAGGGGACAAGACCUUUUUCAUUGCAGCUCUUCUAGCAGCUAGGAACUCUGCUGCUAUUGUUUUUACUGGAACUUUUGGUGCACUUGCGGCAAUGACCAUCAUAUCUGUUGUUCUGGGACGAACUUUUCACUACGUUGAUGAGAUUCUUCCAUUCAGGCUUGGUGACAGUGAUUUGCCAGUUGAUGAUAUUGCAGCUGUCUGUCUUUUGGUGUAUUUUGGGGUUUCAACAUUGCUUGAUGCCAGUUCAAGCGAUGGACUAAAGGCAGAAGAUGAGCAGAAGGAGGCAGAGAUAGCUGUCUCAAAAUUCUCAGGAAAUGGUGCUGGGAUAUUGGCUGCUGCCAGUACUGUCGUCAGCACCUUUGUUUUAGUGUUUGUGGCAGAGUGGGGCGACAAGUCAUUUUUCUCUACAAUUGCUCUUGCUGCUGCUUCUUCACCCCUUGGAGUCAUUGGAGGUGCACUAGCUGGUCAUGGUGUUGCAACAUUGCUGGCAGUUUUAGGAGGUUCUUUGCUGGGGACAUUUUUAUCAGAGAAGAAUUCCAAAGCAUCAUGCAAAUGCAAACGGUUCUGUCCUAGUAGCCCACAUAAGCACAUGAACUUUUCAAAUUUUCUUGAUGCUGUCAGUAGUAGUUGUCAAUGUAUGUUCUCUCUGCCAGUCAAAGAACUAUGGUUCCGAAAAGUGCUCAUCUUGAACCACUCUACAUGCACACAUACCAGCCAGUGGACCUUCUUUUUACUACCCCCGCAAGUUACGAUUGACAAUCUUAGUGUCAGAUUGUGCAAAAUAGUUGUGCAAAUUAAGCAGCAUCAUGGCAUAUGUGCUUUAGAAAGGUCCCAUCACAUCCAUUAGUUGAAGAACGCAACUAAUUUUUGGAACAACGAAAGUUUUUAUGCUUUUUCAGUCUUCCUGAGUUGCAGCUACUAAACAGAUCUUAGGCCCACCUACUAGUCUGCUCUGCUUCUUGUUCUUGUGAUGCUAACUCAAGUUGCUUGUUUUUUCCUCAAAAGUGUAGCAGAUUAUUAUUCCUGGAAAUUACGUAAACAAAGGAAGUCCUUAUUCUAACAUAUACCAUAUUAU
Messenger RNA from Momordica charantia (bitter melon), 1724 nucleotides. RefSeq names its product GDT1-like protein 1, chloroplastic. The record is from RefSeq and is a predicted model, not a curated record. Gene Ontology annotation, biological process: Golgi calcium ion homeostasis; calcium ion transmembrane transport; manganese ion transmembrane transport. NCBI's taxonomy places the organism in Eukaryota, Viridiplantae, Streptophyta, Magnoliopsida, Cucurbitales, Cucurbitaceae. Gene Ontology annotation, cellular component: chloroplast thylakoid membrane; Golgi apparatus. Gene Ontology annotation, molecular function: calcium ion transmembrane transporter activity; manganese ion transmembrane transporter activity.